Messenger RNA from Dicentrarchus labrax (European seabass), 7742 nucleotides. RefSeq names its product trichohyalin. Lineage: Eukaryota; Metazoa; Chordata; Actinopteri; Moronidae. Bases 296 to 7363 code for a protein of 2355 amino acids. The record is from RefSeq and is a predicted model, not a curated record. The transcript has 28 exons.
CCGGUGUGAGAGGUCAGGUGUCCGUGUUUGAAAAUGCUAAAAACAUUAGCCGCUGUUAGCUCGGGUUAGCCGCCGUUAGCUCGGGUCAGCUCGGGUCAGCUCGGGUUAGCUCGGGUCAGCUCGGGUCAGUAGUUGAGAGUUUAAAUGUUUUAGUGAGAGGAGCUCGCGCAGCAGCGUCACGCGCAGCAGGAAGAACUGAGGCGGGUUCAACCGGUUCCGAUCGGUUCUCACCGGGUUCUGGACCCGUUUGAGGUCUGUUGGUGGUUCUGAGUGAGGAAGAGUUCGACCCGUCGCCAUGGAGUCAGAGCUGCUGAUUGGAUGGCAGCAGGAGAAGGCAGAGCUUAAACAGGAAGUGUCCCGUCUGCAGGAGGAGCUGGCAGACAGUCGGGCAGAGAGGGAGGAGCUGGAGUCCAGGAGCAGAGCUCUCAGUGACCGGCUGUACCAGUCAGUGUCUCCCUCGCUUGCCCUCUCUCUGCGGGUGGAGGGGGAGCAGAGAGAGUGGAGGAGGAAGAUGAGGGAGGGGAGAGAGAGAGAGGCCAGACAGGCUCUGCUCAUCCACCGACUGCAGAACAAGGUGUUGGAGUACAGACAGCGCUGUCAACAUGUGGAGCUGCAGCUGCAGGAUGAACAGACACAGCUGCUCCACACUGAGCAGAGGAUCAGAGAUGAACACAGUGACUCUCUGGAGAGCGCCCUCAUCAGGCUGGAGGAGGAACAACAGAGAUCAGUUGGUCUGGCUGACACGAACGCUCUCCUCCGGGAGCAGCUCAGCCAAUCAGAGCAGGCCAACCAGGCCCUGAGGGAGGACGUCCAGAAGCUGACAUCUGAUUGGACGAAAGCCGUGGAGGAGGCGGAGCAGAGGGAGUACGAUUGGCAGAGAGAGAGAGAGUGUCGGUCGGGUCAUGUGGGUCAGCAACAGGCUCGGUUGUUGUCAGUCUGGAGGUCUGUGGUCGCUCUGAGACGAGACUGUUACACCGUUAAAACCGCCGCCGACAGGGAUCUGUGGCAGUUGAGGGCGGAGUUUUCCCGUUUCUCCUCCUCUCUCCUGUCCAGCUGUGACUCUGUCUCCUCCUCCCUGAGGCUCAGCACUCCUCCCAUCAAACCCUCCUCCCCUAUGCCUCCCCCUCUUCUCCCCUCUGACCUCCCUCCCCCUUCCUCCUCUCCUCCUCUGUCCUCCACCCUGGUCCUCCCUCCUCCGGACUCCUUGCUGUCCGUUCCUCCUCACAUCUCCUCCUCCACCCUGGGAACCUUCACCUUGGGAGAGCUGGAGCACCACGAGGAGGAGCAGAGGAGGUGGGAGGAGAAGGAGCGAGAGCUUUCAGAACUGAAGCUUCUUCAUGAGAGAGAAAUGUUACAGCUGAAUGAACGGGUUGCGGAGCUGUCUCACUCACUGCAGGCUGUCGACAGUCAGAGGGAGAGAGAGGUAGAGAGACAUAGAGAAACAGAGAGAAGCCUGCAGUCUGUCAGUCAGGCUGUGAUCAAACUGUCCAGAGUCCUCAGCAGCAGCAGCAGCAGGUCUCUGUGCGUCCCCUCAGACAGCGUCCUGGAUCUGUCCUCCCUGCUGUCGGUCCUGUCUCACACUGAGAGUGCCCUGCAGUGGAGACACGAGGAACUGCAGGGGGCGGAGCUAUCUCUGCGGCGGCUCGGCGAGGAGAAAUCGGCUCUGCAGCUCCGACUGAAACAGCUGGAGGACGACAACCAGCAGCUGCACACGCACACGCAACACACACAGCUGGAGCUCACACACACUCUGGACACACUGAGCAGGGAGCGUGAGACGUCGUCCUCGCUGCGUCUGAAGGUGGAGGAGGUGGAGAGGAGGGAGGAGGAGGUGAAGAGAGAGAACGACAGGCUGAGGAGGGAGAGAGACAGACAUGAGGAGAGAAACAGACAGCUGGAGACAGAGACACACAGACGAGUUGAAACUGAGCUGCUGGAGAACGUCCAGCUGACUGAGAGAGAGACUCUGCACCGUUUGGAGAUCCACACUCUGAAGGGGGCGCUGGAGAGGCAGCAGUUGGACGGACAGAGAGCAGAAGAAGAGGCUGCAGACGCCAGAGACGCCCUGCAGAAGUCCAGGGAGUGUGUGUUGCAUCUCUCGUCCUCUGAGUGUGUGUUGAAGCGGGAGGUGGAGGAAGGGCGGGACGCUCUGGACAAAAUGGCCGCCCUGACAUCGGCUCUGGCCUCAGACAAGAGAGACCUGAACAAACAGCUGCUUCAGCUGGAGUGUGAGCUGUCAGACAGCCAAUCACAGCUGCAGGCUCUGAGGUCAGAGGUCAGUUCUCUGCAGAGGGAGGUCAAAACCCUCAAACUGGACUGCAGCCAGCUCAGAGUGCAGAGAGAGGUGGAGGCCAACAUCGUCCGUCAGCUGAGAGAAAGAGAGACAGAGACGGAGAGAUUAAUGGAGGGGAAUGAGAGACAGUUGGUGCUCCUCACGGAGGAGAGAGAGAGGGAUGGGGGUCAGCUGGAGGAGCUGUCCUCCCAGCAUGCCUCAGUUUGCGGGGAGCUGAAGGAGGUGCAGGAGCAGCUGCGCCAGGCGGUGGAGGAGGUGAGGAGGAGAGACAGGCAGCAGGAGGAGCAGCAGAGGGAGAACAGGAGGUUGCAGGAGGAGCAGGACAGUGUGCAGAGACACAGGCAGCAGCUGGAGGAGGAGCUGCAGGAGCUCAGGUCUCUGUCUAUGUCUCUCCACCAGCAGCUCAGCCAGCAGCAGAAGCAGCUCUCACAGGCAGAAGUGGACAGAUGUCAGCUGACCACACACAUACACACUCUGCAGCAGUCCAAAGAAACCCUGCAGGGGGAGAUCCUGUGUCUGAGAGGAGAGCUGGAGGGAGCAUCGGCCGGGAGAGAAGACGAGAGAGGGAGGAGCAGCGAGGAGGAGAGGGAGACGCUGAUGGAGGAGAUGGAGAAGCUGUUGGAGGAGCUGAGGAGGAGGAGGGAAGAAGAAGAAGAGGAGUGGAGGGAGGAGAGGGAGGCCUGGCAGAGAGAGAGGGAGGCCCUGAGCGCGGAGCUGGGGACAAGGGAUGGAGAGGUGGAGGCACUGAGGAGGCGCCUAGAGGGACUCACGGAGGAGAAGGAGGAGAGACAAAGAGAGGUGGAGAGACUGACGGAGGAAGUGACGGAGAGGGAGGCGCAAAUCAGCCGCAUGGUGGAGGAGAUACAGCUGACGGAGAGACUGCAGGAGGAGGUGAAGAGGACGAAGAUCAGGAUGAGAGAGGAGGAGGUGAAGAGAGAGGAGGAGAUCGAGGCGCUCUGUGACCGGAUGGAGAGAUUGGAAAGAGAGAAGGAGGAGAGAAAGGAGGAGAUGGACAGACUGAGGAGCAAGUCAGAGAAGGAGGUGGAGAGAUGGAGGAAGAGGGUGGAGGAGGUAGAGGAGGAGAAUAAUAGACUGAGAAAAGAAACCUCCAAACUUAAGGAGGACAGAGAGGAGGAUAAACUGCAGGACGAAGAGGACGAAAGGAGGAGGAGAAGGGAGGAGGAGGUGGACAGACUGAGGAGCGAGUCAGAGAAGGAGGUGGAGCGAUGGAGAAAGAGGGUGGAGGAGGUGGAAGAGGAGGUUAACAGAUUAAGAAAAGAAACCUCCAAACUAGAGGAGGAAAGGAGAGAGAAGGAGAAACUGCAAGACAAGGAGUUGGAAAUGAGGAGGAGAAGGGAGGAGGAGGUGGAACGACUGAGGAGUGAAGCGAGGAUAGCGGAAGAGGAGGAGGACAGACUGCUGGAGAAGGUGGGGGAGGUGGAGCUCUUGAGGGUGAGGCUGAAUGUGGCCACGGAGGAGUGUGAGGAGAUGAAGGAGGAGGUGGAGCGGAGGGAGCGCAGCCUGGAGCGACAGAUGAGCGCCGUGAGGGAGAGGGAGGAGGAGGUAGAGGAGCUGAAGGAGCGACUGAGACUGGUAACAGAGCGAGAGGAGGAGGGAGCGAGGGAGCAUCAGGAGGCGAACGACAAACUGAAGCAGAAGGAGGCGAAGGUGGAGCAGCUGGAGGAGCUGCUGAAAGAAACCCGGGUGCUCCUUCACAAAGAGAGGAAGGAGGGAGGAGAAAAAGACAACAGGAUCUCCUCCCUGGCCAGGGAGCUGCAGGAGGCUCAGGCCGAAAGCGAGGGAGCGAGGAGGAGAGCCAGAGUGAAGGAGGAGGUCCAGGACCGCCUUGAGGAGGAGGUGAAGGAGUGGAGGGAGAAGGCGGAGCUGAGCGUGAGAGAGGCAGCAAAGCUCAGCCAUAUCCUGAAGGAGCGAGAGGAGGAGGCGCAGCAGCUGAGAGACACUCUGGAGGAGAAAGAAGAGGAGGGGAGAGAGAGGGAGGUGCUGAGGAGAACAGAGCUGGAGAGGAGGCGGAGGCUGGAAGAGAAAGUGAGGGAGGUGGAGGAGGAGCGGGAGGAAGAAAGGGAAGCACUGAGGAGAGCCAGGGAGGAAAGGAGGAGGUUGGAGGACAGAUGGGAAGAGAUGGAACAGGAGGUGCAGAAGCUGAGGAGCACAGAGGAGGAAAAGAGGAGGCUAGAAGAUAAACUGGUGGAGACAGAGGAGGGAAGGAAGGGAGAGGAGGAGGUGCUGAGGGGGGUGAGGGAGGACAAGAGGAGGCUGGAGGAGGAGCUAAUAGAGAGGGAGAAAGAAAUGGAGGAACAGAGGGAGAUACUGAGGAGUAAAGAGGAGGAGAAAAGGAGACUAGAGGAUGAACUGAGGGAGUUGAAAGAGGAGCGAGGGAGACUAAUGGAGGCUGAGAGAGGUCAGCACCUCCUGUUGGAGGAGAAAGGGAGGUCCAGAGAGAGAGAGGAGGCAGGACUGUCUAUGGAGCUGAGGAGGAGGGAGAGGGAGGUGACAGCGCUCAGAGAGGAGGUACAGAGGGAGAGGGAUAAGACACAGGAGGAGCUGAGGAGGAGGAGAGAGGAGGUGUCUGUACUUAGAGAGGAGGUAUUAAGGGAACAAAGGAAGAAGGAGGAGGCACAGGAGGAGUUAACAAAGAGGAGAGAAGAGGUGACAGCUCUAGGAGAGGAGAUGCAGAAUGAGCGGAGGAGCAGGGAGGAGGCCCAGGAGGAGCUGAGGCAGAGGGAGGAGGUACAGGAGGAGCUGAGGAGGAGCGAGAGGGAAGUGUCGGUACUUAGAGAGGAGGUACAAAAGGAACAAAGGGAGAAGGAGGAGAUGCAUGAGGAGCUGAUGAAGAGGAGAGAAGAGGUGACAGCUCUCAGAGAGGAGGUGCAGAAUGAGCGGAGGAGCAGGGCAGAGGUCCAGGAGGAGCUGAGGCAGAGGGAGGAGGUACAGGAGGAGCUGAGGAGGAGCGAGAGGGAAGUGUCGGUACUUAGAGAGGAGGUACAAAAGGAACAAAGGGAGAAGGAGGAGAUGCAUGAGGAGCUGAUGAAGAGGAGAGAAGAGGUGACAGCUCUCAGAGAGGAGGUGCAGAAUGAACGGAGGAGCAGGGCAGAGGUCCAGGAGGAGCUGAGGCAGAGGGAGGAGGUACAGGAGGAGCUGAGGAGGAGCCAGAGGGAAGUGUCGGUACUUAGAGAGGAGGUACAAAAGGAACAAAGGGAGAAGGAGGAGAUGCAUGAGGAGCUGAUGAAGAGGAGAGAAGAGGUGACAGCUCUCAGAGAGGAGGUGCAGAAUGAGCGGAGGCAGAGGGGGAAGCUACAGGAUGAGCUGAGGAGGACCAAGAAUGAGCUGACAGUCGUCACAGAGGAGGUGCAGAAGGAAGAGCAGGAGCACGUACAGGAGAAGUUAAUGAGGACAGAGAAGGAGGUGACGGCUCUCAGAGAGGAGGUGAAAAGGGUACAAAGGGAUAAGAAGGAGGCACAGGAGGAGUUAAUAAAGGGGAGAGAAGAGGUGACAGCUCUCAGAGAGGAGGUGCAGAAUGAGUGGAGGCAGAUGGAGGAGAUGCAGGAGGAGCUGAGAAGGACCAAGAACGAGCUGACAGUCCUUACUGGGGAGGUGCAGAAGGAGGAAAGGGAGAAGGAAGAGGUACAGGAGAAGUUAAUUAGGACAGAAAAAGAGGUGACGGCUCUCAGAGAGGAGGUGCAGAAGGAGGAGCUGGAGCAGGAGCAGGUGUCUGAUCUGAGCCGCUGCAGGGAGCGAGCGAGGCAGGAGGUGAAGGAGAAGGAGGAGGAGAAGCAGCAGAUGAGGGAGGGUCUGAGGGCGGCGCUGGAGGAGAUGACCAAGCUGAAACUGCUCCUGCAGGAGAGCCACACAGAGGGGGAGCGCCUGAGGAGCGCUUUGAAGGAGAAGAAAGAGGAGGUGGAGAGGUUCAGAGAGGAGAACCUGCGGACAGCGAGGGAGGAGGUGAUACGAGACAGCGAGGAGGUGGAGAAGGAGAGAGGAGAGGUGGAGGAGCUGAGAGCCAGAGCCAAGGCUCUGGAGAGGAGGAGGAGGGAGAUGAUGGAGGAGCUAGCGGAGGCUCGACAGGCGAAGGAGAAGGCGGAGGAGCAGUGGAGGAGCAAAGUGGAAGAGAUGGAGGAGGAGCAGGAGGCGAAGCUGAAGGCUCUGUUGAGAGAAAUCCAGACGCUGAAGGAGAGGGAGGAGGAGACACUGAAGGAGUGGAGGUCCAGGGUGGAGGAGGCGAGGAGGGAGGUGGAGGAGCAGAAAACACGGCUCUCCUCACUGACUGCUGAGAAAGAGGAGGAGAGAGAGGAGAUGGACGGACAGAAGAGGAGAAACCAAGAGACAGACGACGAGGAGAGAGGAGGAGGAGAGGAGGAGCAGGAGGAGAAAGAAGAGAUGAAGAGGCUGCUGAGGGAGAGAGAAGCUGAGGUGUACGCUCUGACUCAGAGGACAGAGGAGUUGGAGAAGGACCGGGAUCGAGUCCGAUUGGCUCUGGAGCAAACUGAGGCUGCUAUGAUUGGCUAUCGGGAGAGAGCCCACCAACAGGAGCAGAGCGCGGGGGCGGGGCCUAACUCAGAGCAGGCGGUGGCAGACAGACUCGGGGUCCUGCAGCGUCUGGUGGCUGAACUGGAGCUGGAACAGAAACAACUGAAGAAGAAAAUCUCUCAUCAGGAAAAUCAGAAAGAAAAACUGAAGAGAGACAGAAACACUCUGAGAGACACACUGAGACAGGUGGAGGAGGAGCGUUGGAGCUUCAGACAGCAGCUGACUGACAGCAGAUCCGCAGACACCACAGAAGAAGAAGAACGCCUGAAGAGCAGAGUGAAGGAGCUGGAGGACCAGGUGAGUCAGCUGCGGCUCUCAUUGGCUGUCGACCAGCAGCAGAGGGCGGAGUUUAUCCAGCAGUCCUCCAGGAACAGCCAAUGGCUGCUCUCUCUGAGGCACGACCUCGCCGACUCGCUGGACGCCGUCACGCGCCGUCCGGUCCCGUCCGUCCUGGAGACCGAGACGCAGCGAUUGGACCGCAGCCUGAGGGAGGAGGAGCUUAGGAUGUCCCUGAGCCAAUCGUAACGCCUGAAAGAUAAAAACUGUGAACUGACCAAAACCAUCUGCAGCCUGUCGCCAUGGAAACGGCUCAGGUGUUAGAGAGCUGCCUUGUGAUUGGCUGUUGGGGUCUGAACAGAAACUGAACACAGUUAUUAAAGUUACUGCACUCACAGACCAGCUCGGAUAAGCUGAUUGAUUACUGACACAUUAUUGAUCCGUUCUGUGUCCACCAAAUGUUUGCGGACUUAUUUAUUGUCUGUUUGUAUUUAUAUUGUAUUUUAAUUUCUGUCAGACCUCUGAGCCACAAUGCACUACAUUUCCCAUGAUCCUUCGGUCUGAGCUUAUGUGAGGGUCAGAGGUCACAAUGUGUGAAGUUCAAUAAAAAACAAAGUUUUAAUUGUAA